GUUAUCUUUCCUCCUACUUUAUCGUUGUGGGGGAGAGCAAUUAGAAAAGGAGACAAGGCCUUACUGCAUUGCGAGCAUCGAUUCAAGAAUCCUUGCGCCUUAUCAUAGGGCAGGGGGAGCUUGGAAUGUGUGGUCCCUGCUCCUCCAAAAGCCUACAUACCACAAGGGUUUUGAGCGCGCGUGUUUUGGACGGCUGUGAUACUCUCUACUCGAGUAAAUCACUCUGCACGGACAGUAUCUCCUGAGCGGAAUUAACCAGAUUCCUACCCAGCAUAGCGGUCAAGUUGAAUACCGGUCGUAAGUGCCUCUGAGUUCUCUGUCGGUUGCGCAACGGGUGUACUACAGUGCUCCUCGAUUAUGUGACAUUCCAAGAUCCGGGUGACCCGGUGUCAUCACGGUGCUACAGGCUUAUAAAGUGCGGUGCUGGAUGUGUACUGUACGAGUACUGUGCACGGUGUGGCACUUUAUUCAGACCGAGUAUUCCGAAUUUUGCUCUCAUGGUGGUGCCUCUACGGGUGUUCUGCUGGUUAUUGUGUUUAUCUUCCCGGGUUCGCAUCCUCGGGGCUUCAGCGAAUUUGCUGGAAAAAUCGCUGCGCUGUUGUGCGAACUUGAUCAUACCGAUCACUUGGGUGGGGAACUUCCGACACCGGCACUACCUAUCCGACAUGGGGUCAAACAAGCAUUUCCCCCGUUGCGAUGGGAUUGUGGAAGGGUACCCGAUCCGGGAAUCUAUGAUACCGGUUUCCUCCCCCCCAACUUUUCGGUGGAUCAAAAACAAAAUUAG
Messenger RNA from Tuber melanosporum (Perigord truffle), 784 nucleotides. RefSeq lists its product as uncharacterized. Bases 428 to 784 code for a protein of 118 amino acids. The record is from RefSeq and is a predicted model, not a curated record. Lineage: Eukaryota; Fungi; Ascomycota; Pezizomycetes; Pezizales; Tuberaceae. The transcript is spliced from 2 exons.